This is a messenger RNA of Carassius auratus (goldfish), 2490 nucleotides long. Its product is annotated as cytochrome P450 1A1-like. The coding region runs from base 142 to 1701 and encodes 519 amino acids. The record is from RefSeq and is a predicted model, not a curated record. Gene Ontology annotation, biological process: hormone biosynthetic process; progesterone metabolic process. The transcript has 7 exons. Lineage: Eukaryota; Metazoa; Chordata; Actinopteri; Cypriniformes; Cyprinidae. Gene Ontology annotation, molecular function: heme binding; oxidoreductase activity, acting on paired donors, with incorporation or reduction of molecular oxygen, reduced flavin or flavoprotein as one donor, and incorporation of one atom of oxygen; iron ion binding.
GCACUCCUCUGGAGAUAAUUGAUUCUGGAUAGACAGAUUCAGCUGAGAAGAGGAGAAAUAUUCGUCCGAUCAUUCUGGGUAACCUGUUCAGUGUCUAAAGAGCAAAGAUUAUUAAGAGAAACAGAGCAAAGGAAGAUAAACAUGCCUCUUCCAGUUCUUCCCAUGCUGGGCCCGAUUUCUGUGUCUGAGAGCCUCGUGGCCAUCAUCACGAUAUGUGUGGUGUAUCUGCUCAUGCGCCUCACACAUAUUAAGAUCCCAGAAGGGCUCCAGAAGCUGCCGGGACCGAAGCCUCUUCCCAUCAUCGGAAAUGUCCUGGAAGUGGGAAACAACCCACAUCUGAGCCUGACCGCCAUGAGUAAGUGCUACGGCCCUGUCUUCCAGAUCCAGAUCGGGAUGCGUCCCGUUGUAGUACUCAGCGGAAACGACGUGAUCCGUCAAGCUCUCCUCAAACAAGGCGAGGAGUUCGCCGGACGUCCGGAUCUCCACAGCAGCAAGUUCAUCAGCGACGGAAAGAGCCUGGCCUUUAGUACGGAUCAGGUGGGUGUCUGGCGCGCCCGUCGCAAGCUGGCCCUCAGCGCCCUGCGCACAUUUUCCACGGUGCAAGGCGAAAGCUCAGAGUAUUCAUGUGCCCUUGAGGAGCACAUCAGCAAGGAAGGUCUCUAUCUGACUGAAAGGCUUCACAGCGUCAUGAAGGCCGACGGGAGUUUCGAUCCCUUCCGGCACAUCGUGGUGUCUGUGGCCAACGUGAUCUGCGGGAUCUGCUUCGGCCGGCGCUACAGCCACGACGACGACGAGCUGGUGGUCUUGGUCAACAUAAGCAACGAGUUCGGGAAGGUCGUGGGAAACGGCAAUCCUGCGGACUUCAUCCCUUUCUUGCGUAUCCUGCCCAGCACGUCGAUGAAAAAGUUUGUGGACCUCAACGCUCGCUUCAGCAAGUUGGUGAAGAAGAUCGUCAAUGACCAUUACAACAACUUCAACAAGGAUAACAUCCGAGACAUCACCGAUUCGCUCAUCAACCACUGCGAAGACCGGAAACUGGACGAGAACUCAAACAUCCAGGUGUCCGAUGAGAAGAUCGUCGGAAUCGUCAAUGACCUCUUCGGAGCUGGUUUCGACACGAUCAGUACGGCUCUGUCUUGGGGUGUCGUCUAUCUAGUGGCCUACCCUGAGAUCCAGGAGCGACUGCAAAGAGAGAUGAAGGAAAAGAUCGGACUGGACCGUACGCCACGUUUGUCAGACAGAACGGACUUGCCGCUUCUCGAGGCCUUCGUUCUGGAGAUCUUCCGUCAUUCAUCCUUCGUUCCUUUCACCAUUCCUCACUGUACGUCUAAAGACACGUCGCUCAACGGAUAUUUCAUUCCCAAAGACACCUGUGUGUUUGUAAACCAGUGGCAAGUCAACCAUGACCCAGAACUGUGGAAGGAUCCUUCGAGCUUCAACCCCGACCGAUUCCUCACCGCAGACGGUACAGAACUGAAUAAGAUGGAAGGAGAGAAGGUGUUGAUUUUUGGACUUGGGAAGCGGCGCUGCAUUGGAGAGUCCAUCGGACGUGCCGAGGUCUUCCUGUUCCUGGCCAUCCUUCUCCAGAGGUUAAAGUUCAGCGGGAUGCCCGGAGAAAUGCUGGAUUUGACGCCAGAGUACGGGCUGGCCAUGAAACACAAGCCCUGUAUGCUCCGUGUCACGCCACAACCCGGCUUCUGAAACAAAAACAACGUUGUUGUUUGAGUUGAGAUCCGUAGCGCCUUCAUUUGUGAUUCCGGUUUGGCACAAACCUCGCCGUCGGCUCGCAAUGCCAAAUAUUUAAAAGAUGCUUGACUGCGAUGCAGGUGAAAGCAUCCGGUGCAUUUUACUGCAGUUAUUUCAACCAUGCUGGAUAACCCAGAGUGUGCAUGUGGCUUUAUCACCUUUAUCAUGUACAUACAUCUGUGUUUUCAUAUGCAUGUGCACGUAUGCAUGGGUUUGUCCUUUCAAAACUCGAAUGCUGAUGCUGAUAACAUAUUUGUGCUUCCAAAUAUAGUGCACAGAUAACACCGAGUGCCUGUCGCAGCGCAUGCGUCUGUCAAACGAAUGCCUUCUGUUGUCAUAAGCUUAACGCAGGUUCCUCAGAUCUGCUGGACUACAUACACUGAAGCUAUUUUCUGCUCGAUUACAAUCCCAAAAUGUGAUCCUCUUUUACUAUGCACAUUUUUCAUGUGCCUGAUCUUACGUUUGUACAGACUGUUGAAAUUUGUAUAUACCUUUUUAUAUUUAUCAAGGUGCUUCUGGACAUUCAAUAUCAUUCUAAAUCAAAUUUACGUCCCUGAAUUAUGUUUUAGUUGUUUAAUUGUCUCUAUGACCUGAUACUCUUUGUGGCAGGUGCUUACUGUUUUGUAUAAUGAAGGAAUUUAAUGUUCUGAAGUACUAUUCAUGUAAAUGUUGUCCCAUAUAAACAUUGUUUUUGCAUAGCCUAUUUAUGAUUUUCUAAAUGAAUAAUAAAACUUUAAUUUUGAA